Molecule: messenger RNA, 527 nt
Organism: Cucurbita pepo subsp. pepo (vegetable marrow)
Lineage: Eukaryota; Viridiplantae; Streptophyta; Magnoliopsida; Cucurbitales; Cucurbitaceae
Source: RefSeq, a predicted model, not a curated record
UUCUAAUUCUGAUUCAUAAUAUUGAAUGUUUAUGCAGGGGAUUGUUUGCUCAGGGUUGGCAUAUUAUCUUCAAGGUUUGGUCAUGAAAACAAAAGGGCCAGUUUUUGUUACAGCUUUUUGCCCUCUGGGGACGGUGAUUGUUGCCUUCAUGGGCUCUCUCAUCAUGGCUGAGAAGAUUUAUGUUGGAGGGAUAAUUGGAGCAGUGCUGAUUGCGGUAGGGCUGUACUGUGUCUUAUGGGGUAAAUGCAAGGGUGUUGAAGACACUGCUGAAGCAGUGAAAGGUGAAGAAUUGCCUGUCAAAAACGAAGCCAUUGAAGCAACUCAAAAGAAGGAAGCUUUGGCCCUUAGUAUUCCACCCACCAUGGAGAAGAAGCUUCAACACACUAAUCACCCAAACUAAGAAUAAAAAAGACAGAAUCCUGAAGAACAAUAACAGAGAAAUGGCCAAGAAAAAGGGAGGGGAGGAAGGUUAAUACAAUGGUAAUGAACUUAUCAUUUACAAAUCAAUUUGAAUAUAGCUCGAUAAU